Hyaloscypha bicolor E is the source of this 599-nucleotide messenger RNA. RefSeq lists its product as uncharacterized. Bases 111 to 449 code for a protein of 112 amino acids. The transcript has a single exon. NCBI's taxonomy places the organism in Eukaryota, Fungi, Ascomycota, Leotiomycetes, Helotiales, Hyaloscyphaceae. The record is from RefSeq and is a predicted model, not a curated record.
CUGUCGGUCGCUAGCGUCAUUAAGCUCAUUUGAGCCUCUGAUGUCUCAUCAUUUCAUGCUCCCUCCCACCCGCCGUGGAGAAGGAAGAAGCGGGACGCAACGAAUCUUGGAUGCCCGCUUGCCUGGGCUCAACGUCCAGUCACAAGGCCGAUGCCUCUGCGGGCCUAGAUGUGUGGAUCAGGCCCAAGAUUCUCUUGAUAUUGGCUCUCUGCUGCGCGUGUGCCAAGAACCUUUGCACCCUCCGACAAUACUCGUGCUGGGCAGUCUGCGCCAGGGCAUCCCGUGGGGGAUUGGAUUCGUGGAAGGUGACGACCCCGUCGCCCAUGCAGAUGGUCGCCGACGGCGGACCCCUUGAUCUUGGCUGGGGAGGGCAGGCCUGCCGGGCCAGACCCCCAGGAAUCCAGGAUGAGCAUGAUGGACCCUGGCAGACAUCAUUUUCCCUUGUCUAAAGGUGGAUUUUCCAGGGCCCGGAGAUACAUCUUCUCCUCUAUAUCCAACGCUGGCGGAAUUCUGCAGACGAAAGUGCCUUUUCGAUUUGAACGUUUGACGGUCACGAAUACAAGACGAGGCGUGCUUCUCCUUCCCCCGUGGUCCUCAGU